CGGGGCCUGCCUGAGCGGAAGUCGCGGGCGAGACUCCGCCCCCUGUCUCCCUGGAGCGCAGUGGCUCCUAAAGCUCCCCGUCUGGCCUGGCGCCCACAGCGGACCCUCCCCGCUUCGGGACCCCGUGUGCCCCCUCCCUCCCAGGUCGGACCCCGCAGAGGGCAGGCCCCAAGGGUUCACCGGGGCCGCGGGGCGUGGUCCGGCCGCGUCGAGAGUCCCAGAGGUGCAGACAGGCUGCCUGCUAGGUGUAGCGAUGGAUGUCCAGAAGCUGCCUCCCCAGAGAAAGACACCAGAGUCGCAGCUGUCCCGAGAGCACAGGCAGCCCUUUCCCCCACUGGGCCUCACAGCCACCCCAGGCCAGCCCAGUGGCGAGAGCAGCUCUCAGCAGGGACUGCAGACCCAGGACUGGGUGUGCGAGCUGCCGGAGUGCGGGCGCCCCGGCCGCCACUGGAGCGUCAGCAUCGACGAGCGCCGGCAGCUGGCCAUGCUGGGCGACCGGGAGAGGCCGGGCUCCAGGUCCUCCUCCCCAAGCUAGGACAUCAUGCAGAUGGUGGCCCAGCUGGUGUCUGAGGACGUGGACAAGGACGUGCUCUUCUCCCAGCCGCCGAACUCCCCCGAGUCCGUCAGAGCCUUCCGAGCCUUCCAGACCCGUAGCGCAGGUUUCUGGCACAAGGCGACUUCGAGGUUGCCUCCCUCCUAAGAACCGGCUCAACCCA
Messenger RNA from Microcebus murinus (gray mouse lemur), 716 nucleotides. It is a transcript of the gene TEX22, whose product is annotated as testis expressed 22. Lineage: Eukaryota; Metazoa; Chordata; Mammalia; Primates; Cheirogaleidae. The record is from RefSeq and is a predicted model, not a curated record.